Molecule: messenger RNA, 1056 nt
Organism: Hydractinia symbiolongicarpus
Lineage: Eukaryota; Metazoa; Cnidaria; Hydrozoa; Anthoathecata; Hydractiniidae
Exons: 4
Coding region: 163-1056 (297 amino acids)
Source: RefSeq, a predicted model, not a curated record
CUGAAAAAUAGCCUGUAGCUCCCUCCUAGGUUCUAAUUUAAUUGUUGAAUUUUAGGUUGUAACUACAACUGGUCUGGUCAACCGAAACUAAAUUGCACCAAAGGAGCUGGUAAUUUACACUUAACCGCUGCUAUUGAACUAGCUGGAAUAACAUUUAACAAAAUGCUAAAAUUUGCAAACAUGUUAAACUUGCAAUUCAUUUCCAAAACCAUGUACUACGAGCAUCGUGGCAACUUUGUUUACCCAGAGGUAGAUCAUGCUUGGCGAAAAGAAAAACAGAUACUGUCACGUGAAAUUACAAAUGAAAAUCGGCAGCUAGAACUUGCCGUUGACGGUCAAUGUGAUACACCUGGUCACAACGCCACCUACAGUACCGUAUCGGCGAUGGACUGCCAGACAAACAAAAUAUUAAAUUUCAGCAUAGUACACGUGAAGGAGGUAACCAGCUCACAAGCAAUGAAAAAAGAAGGCUUUAUCAGAUGUAUCCAAGAACUUCAAGAAGACAUGGAACUUCCAAUACGUGUGACUUCCACUGAUAGGCAUCCCUCCAUAAAGAAGCUAAUGAGGACCGACCCAAGAUUUACAAAAAUUAUUCAUCAGUUCGAUCCUUGGCACAUUGGAAAGGGACUCGUUAAAAAGUUAAUAAAGGCUUCAAAAAAGAAAGACUUAAACAUACUUGCAAGCUGGGCACCUGCAGUGGUCAACCACCUACAUACCUUUACCCACAACAAGACAUACAAAGCUUGCGACCAUCCAAGAUUAAAUGAGGAAGAGACAGAAAGAAAAAAGUGGCUUGUGAUGGGUUCUGAAGCUCACAACAAAUUGGUUAAAAUUGUGACACAGCCUUGCCUUGUAAAAGAUCUUGAAAAGCUUACGGAGCAAAUCAACACUACCCUCUUGGAAGUUUUUCAUUCACUGAAAAUUAGGUACUUGCCAAAGUCAACCUUUUUUAAAAUGGAAAAGAUGCUCGCUGGUACCCAACUCGCUAUUUUAGAUCACAACCACAACAUCAACAGAGAACAGGUAUAUAAAACAUUGCAAAUUUUAUGUUUUUGA